AUGACAUUCUUCCAGAAAGAAUUCACCACCCCGCCGCCCCUGCCGCAGCCAGGCACGCCCCACUCAUCAACCCCAUGGAACCCCAUCGGCCCCGGGAUCUGGGAGCUAGCUUUAAAUGGCGGCGCAGAGCACAAAUCCGUGCUGCAGUGGUGGGAGCCCAAUACCAUGACGGCCAAUCAGCCCAUCACCCACACCUUCAUUGAAGAGGUGUGCUUCCUGCAGGGUGGGCUUGAAGAUCUGUCGCUGGAUCGGGCCUGGGGCGUUGGGGCGUAUGCGUAUCGUCUGCCAGGCAUGCUACACGGCCCAUAUCGGGCUUCUGGGGAGGGGUGCUUGAUGUUUGUUAAGGUUUUUCCUGGGAAUUCUUGA
Messenger RNA from Penicillium verhagenii, 366 nucleotides. RefSeq lists its product as uncharacterized. The record is from RefSeq and is a predicted model, not a curated record. The transcript has a single exon. The coding region runs from base 1 to 366 and encodes 121 amino acids. Lineage: Eukaryota; Fungi; Ascomycota; Eurotiomycetes; Eurotiales; Aspergillaceae.